Monascus purpureus is the source of this 803-nucleotide messenger RNA. The record is from the annotation of a GenBank genome assembly. Lineage: Eukaryota; Fungi; Ascomycota; Eurotiomycetes; Eurotiales; Aspergillaceae.
GAAAUACUCCACUAGGGUGUGCCGUGCUGACACACGUCACAUGCUUUGCCUCCCAUGGUCAGUCUUUUUUAGGCCAUGCAUACACACCACUUCCUUUCCCCUCUAUAUCCUACAUACCUCCAGGUAAGCCAGUUCUGACAACAUAACGCUUCAGCACAGCAUCUCACCUCUUAAGAGACCUAUUUGUCCUGAGCCCUACGACCAACCAUGUCUGCACCUCAGAAACAGACUAUCGAGCGCCAAGCAGUUGAGACGGAUACAAGUCAGACACAAGUGGCAAAGCAGGAAGCCCCAAGAGGUCACCAUUCUGCUGGUAUAAUAGGUGGAUCUGAGUGUUCUACCAAGAAUCAAAGCCAUGGCAAUCCCAAUUUCACUAAGGGUGCCCAUAUUGAUGAUGCAGAUUGGGAUAUAGUCAGCAGCGCGGAGGAAGAUGGAAAGGCUAAGAAUCAGCCAUGUGGCGGUUAUUCUGGACAUUUCAACAUUGAUGUGGGUUGGGGCAAAUGGAAACAUAGGUUGUAUGAGAGCAACUGGAACUUUGGCCAUCAUCAUGAUAAUCCGGAGGACAAGCGGUAAAGGUCAGAAGGGAUGAUACCUAUAAUUCUCCUAGUUAACAAUUAGCCUCUCGAUUCUUUCCCGCCUAAAUGUUCAGUUCUCGCUGAAUUUUGCUUGCUAAGUGGAUCUGAGCAAGCCCUAAGCACUCUGACUACACUUGAGUCGUUCACAGACCUUCAGCGUACGAAGAAACUGUGCUCAUAUUGAUGACCUCUGGUUGUCAGUGGUCAGUGUUUAGUAAAAUAAGUACC